GGCUGACGAUGUCAUCGGGCUUGAUGGUGUUGAGUUGCACAAAACACGACACAGGCCAGUCCUACUUUGAAAAGCUUUCCAACAACUGAGGCUGUUAGAAAGCAGCCACCUGCUGCAGCGUCCUCCACCCACCACUGCUACGACAUCUGGCAGACGAGUCAGAGAGGCGGAGGAGACACAUUUUGAAGCAGAGCUGCUGUCAACCAGGACGUCAACCUGGAGAGAAGACCAACGGACUGGCUGCACGGCUCGGAACAGGAAGUCAGCGCUAAGCUGCAGGUGUGGCCACAAAUGGAGUACGCAAAUCUGACAGACGGCCUAGAGAGCAACUCGGACUGUUCCUCCAUCGAUGACUUCCGUAACCAGGUUUACUCCACGGCCUACUCCCUCAUUACUGUGUUCGGCCUGGUCGGGAACGGUUUGGCCCUGGUGGUGCUGAUCAGAACGUACCGCCAGAGCUCCCCCUUCCAUGUCUACAUGCUGAACCUGGCGGUGUCUGACCUGCUGUGUGUCAUGACGCUGCCACUGAGAGUUAUCUACUAUGUGAAAAAGGGCCAGUGGGACCAGGGCGAUUUCCUAUGUCGCAUCAGCUCCUACGCCCUCUACGUGAACCUCUACUGCAGUAUUUACUUCAUGGCUGUCAUGUCCAUCACACGCUUCUUGGCCAUUGUCUUUCCUGUGCAGAACAUGUGGCUGGUUACAGAAAACCGUGCUCGUCUGGUGUGUGUGGGCGUCUGGGUGUUUACCUGUCUUUCGUCCUCACCUUUCCUGAUGUCCGGCCAGCAUUUUGACCCGGUCACAAAUAAAACCAAGUGCUUUGAGCCUCCACAAGGUGCCGGUGUGCAGAAAAUAGUCGUGCUGAACUAUUUGUCGCUGGUGGUGGGCUUUGCCCUUCCCUUCCUGGUCAUCCUGCUCUGCUACGCUGGCAUAGUCCGCGCCCUGCUGUCCCGUACCAAUGCUGCCCGACGCCAGCGGGGCACAGGCGACAAAGCCAUCCGAAUGAUCGUCAUCGUCCUGCUGACCUUCCUGAUCAGCUUCAUGCCGUACCACGUGCAACGCACCAUCCACCUGAACUUCCUGUCCCGGACUGACAGCACUUGCUCUGAGAAGAUUGCCAUGCAGAAGUCCGUUGUGGUGACGCUGAGCCUGGCCGCCGCCAAUUCCUGCUUCGAUCCACUGCUUUAUUUUUUCUCUGGAGAGGGUUUCCGCAGUCGCUUGUCCUCGCUGCGCCAGUCAAUGAAGAGCAGCACCAUGCACCGUAUAACCAAGAUUGAGUCGGCCACAGUGCCAGAAUCUGGGGAAAACCACCACCCGAGGGCCAGUUAAUUCCCACCGGACACAAUGUCAUCUAACAAGCAGCUUAUGAUACGUUUACAGAGCUACCUUAGAUCAUGAAAGGCAGAAAAAAAGCUU
Molecule: messenger RNA, 1413 nt
Organism: Etheostoma cragini (Arkansas darter)
Lineage: Eukaryota; Metazoa; Chordata; Actinopteri; Perciformes; Percidae
Gene: cysltr1
Product: cysteinyl leukotriene receptor 1
Exons: 2
Coding region: 292-1326 (344 amino acids)
Biological process (GO): G protein-coupled receptor signaling pathway
Cellular component (GO): plasma membrane
Molecular function (GO): leukotriene receptor activity
Source: RefSeq, a predicted model, not a curated record